AUGGAGAAGAUGUCGGUAGAGUCAAACAGGCGCGCCUGGCACGCGGCCGACGCCGACACUCUCGUCGAUGGCAGAGACCAAACCCCUGAUUUGACCCAUAUGAUGUGCUGCCCCUGUGUCAACUACUCCCGCACCAAUGCCCGCUUGAAUGCAGCUUUGAAGGGGCAGAUGGAUGGUGUUGAGAACCCCAACAGAGACUCCUGCACAACUGAAUGUGUUCAGUUUGCCCUUUGCCUGCCUUUCUACAGUGUCAUGGUGUCCAGGCUCCAGGGAACUAUUCGUGCUUUCUAUAACAUUGAUGGUAAAGAAAGCGAGGACUGGGCGGAUGGCUGUUUCUGCCCAUGUGCGACAAUCGCUCGCAAUGAGGAAGAGGUGGUUUUCCGCGAGCGAAACCGCAGAGCCAAGAAUCUCCGUGUCUGUGAUUUCGAGGAUCGCAGUUCCGCAGAUGAGUACAAGACUCAGGUUCCCAUGUUUUACGGCUCGCCACGGGCAACUCAGUCCCCUCAGAUUUCCAGCCCACCACCCUCCAAGUCUGCUAUUUUCAACACUAAGGAGUCGGAGACUGACUUGGAUCCCUUGACAUCUAUCCCAGAGAAAGCGGCCUCUGCGAUCCCCGGCCCCUUCCCCAAGCCCAACAAUGUUUAUCUCAAGCCGGACACGAGGAAGUUCAACAGCUCAUCUUUUGAUUCCCCCGAAAUCGUCCCAGCCGAUGAGAAAUACGUCAUGACUAGCCCACUUUCUCCCCGGCCUCUCAUGGAAUACCUGGGCCAAAAGUGGUAUCUUGUCCCUGCAGACAACAAAGAAAAUGAUGACCCAUCCCAGGGGAAAGAAAAGUUGAAGUCCAAUGACGACCUCAAGCAGGAUCAGGUUGACAAGACACAGCCUAAAUCUUCCUUCGACAAGGGCGCGUUUCUGACCGUCCCCGCCAACGUUUUGGCCAAAGGAAAACACCAGUCUGCUCAAGACCAGCCCAGAGUUUCCUUCGAAAAGGAGAAAAUCCAAGCAGCUGCUGUUCAGCCCAGAGUUUCCCUGGAGAAGAAGAGAGACCAAGUUGGUGCUGCUCAGCCCAGAGCUUCCCUGGAGAAGAAGAAGGACCAAGUUGUUGUGGCUCAGCCCAAAACUUACCUAGAUAAGGGAAAACAUCAACCUACCCAGGGCCACCGAUUGAGCGAGGACAAGAAGCAAUAUGAAGCCCCCGCUGCCAAGAUUCACACUUUGGAGCACGACAAUAAGGAUUACCCUUCAUCUAUUGCCAUACCCCACAUGUUGGAGUUCGAAAGAUAUCGCCUCAACAAAGAAGAGGCCGGAGAUUCAGAGGGUGAACCUUCUUCGAAGCGCGCCCAGGGCCCGAAUCUGAUGGAAGGCCCUAUCAGGCCGGUGAUCGAACAUGGCAAAAGCCGUUUCACCGAGCAUCUCCUCGAAGAUGAUCGCCACUACGUGGCCUCUCCCACGCGAAGUGGUUCUCCCCACUUCCUAUCCGCUGAUGCAAUGGUGUCUCGUAUUCACGCGAUGGGCUCACCCCAUUUCCUUGAGGAUGAACAUCUUGCUCAAAACAUUGCGAUGGAGAGUAUCGAGGAGCCUUUUUCGCGUGUUGACUUGACUACAGCCAAUGGGGAAAAGUCCAGCAAGAGCAAGGGCAAAGAGGUUGUACGUGCUGAACCAGCCAAGCAAAAGGAAGAACCCAUGAGAGGCAGAACCGAAACGCGCAAGGGCUUCAUGGGAUUUAUGAGCAGAAAUGAGCAUAAAACCCCAGAGAUCGAUGCUGCUGAAACCACCACACCGAAGGCAGCUGCCAUGAGCCCCUCGCUCGAACUCAACCUCCCAGCUGAAGAGACCGAGGGCAUCUGGGCCAAAGGAUUCUGGCCCGGGACAUUUGCUUCCUCUUCGCAAUCAGCUGCGGCCUCACACGAUAUCGAUGAUGACGUCCGUGUCAUGACUCGACCUGAAGCCGCUUCACCCCAUGCAAUUGACACUGACGAGAAAAGAAAGGCUCAGCCUGAGAUAGUGGACCACAUCAUGAGCAGAGACUUCGCUGUCGAGAAUGAGAAAGCUGCAGUGACUGAUGCCAAGACUGUGGACAAGGCAGGCGACAAGCCUACCGAGACCACGACCAACCAGUCUACAGAGGCCACAGCCAUCAAGUCUGCCGAGGCCGCAGCCAACAAGUCUGCCAAGGCCACCGGGAGCAAGAUUGCCAAGGCCGCCUCACAGUUCUUCGGCGCAGGCAGCAAGUAG
Messenger RNA from Clonostachys solani, 2235 nucleotides. NCBI's taxonomy places the organism in Eukaryota, Fungi, Ascomycota, Sordariomycetes, Hypocreales, Bionectriaceae. The record is from the annotation of a GenBank genome assembly.